AUGGCAACUUACGCUUACCUUUUCAAAUACAUAAUUAUCGGUGACUCUGGGGUGGGGAAAUCUUGCUUUAUGUUGCAAUUUACAGACAGGAGGUUCAAAAACAAUCAUGAUUUGACUAUUGGAGUAGAAUUUGGCUCACGAACGAUAAAAGUAAAUGACGUAUCUGUCAAACUGCAAAUGUGGGAUACUGUAACUGUAAUUUAGGCUGGACAAGAAAGCUUUAAGAGCAUCACCCGUUCUUAUUAUCGAGGAGCCAUUGGAGCACUUCUUUUAUUUGAUAUAUGUAAUCGGCAAAGUUUCAUAAAUCUGAAUAAGUGACUUGCAGAAACACAAACAAAUGGAAACCCUGAUAUUGUAAUUACACUAGUGGGAAAUAAAACGGAUUUAGAAGCUCAGAGAGUGGUUUCACAAGAAGAAGCCAAGGCAUAUGCAGAUUUAAAUAAUAUGAUUUAUAUUGAGGCCAGUGCCAAAACGGCUUUUAAUGUUGAUAAAACAUUUGUUGAUUCAGCUGGAGCGAUUUUGGCAGCGAUUGGGGAUGGAAGAAUCAAUUUGUCUGUAGAGCAUGCAGGGAUUGUUGUAGGGAAAAAUUCUCAUAGAGAGGAUUUAAUGAGAAAAAGUCUGGCUCAAGGACAAAAUUCGGGAUGCAAAUGCUAA
This is a messenger RNA of Blepharisma stoltei, 654 nucleotides long. The record is from the annotation of a GenBank genome assembly. Lineage: Eukaryota; Ciliophora; Heterotrichea; Heterotrichida; Blepharismidae.